CUCCGCAUAUGUCGGGCUGGCACUGGCUCGCAGCUGGGGAGAAAAGGCACGCGCAUUAGUCUUUCCUCUGAGGUGGCGUUUUGUGCGGCGGACGCACUCGAUGCUGAUUUUUUUUUUUUUUUUCCAUGUUGCAAAUUUCCUUAAUUCGUACAGUAUGAAGUGCCUCGGCCACCGCCCUUACCACCUGGCCGGAGUCCUCCUCCUCGGGGUCCUGUUCUCUGCUGUUUAUUUCCCUUCUCGCGAGGUCGGGACGCCGCUCCUGGUCGACGCCAGCCCCUCCGUCGUUGUCCUCGCCGAGAACCACAACCCUCCGCCCGCCAGAUUCGUCGCCCUUCAAACCGAAACGACGGGUUCGAAAGGCGACGUCGAGGAAACAGCGGGCGACCGUGAGACUUCCACUCCCGCCUCUCCCUCAUCUUCCUCCGUCGGUUCGCCACGCCCCGCCAAAAAUCAGACGUCGAAGGCCUGUUCCUUGGAGGUAGACUUGGCUCCUUGUUCCUGCUCUCGGACCAUCUCCCUCGAGGUGCCCGGGGCCUGUCCGCAGACGUCGACUGAGGCGCUGAAGAGGAUCAAGGAGUCGGUGGGGCAGUCGACGUGUAGCGAGGCGGCGACUCUGAGGGGCCGCGGCCAGAAGGUCGCCAGUUUCACCGUCUAUGGACAGUACCCAACAGAGUACCACAGUGCCCUACAGCGGUUCCUAGUACCCCGGGUGGCGGAAGUGUACCCUGGCUGGGUGAUGAGGAUCUACCACGAUCUAAGUUACGGCGACGAGCAACAGAAGGAAUGGCUGUGCAACAUCACCUGUACAUAUCCACACGUUGAUUUCUGUGACGUUAUGCGUUUGUCCGACCUGGGCGACAUCCACCAAGGGACGGGCACCACCUGGAGGUUCUCAGUCAUGGGCGAUCCUCUCGUGGACAACUACAUCAUCAGGGACUCGGACGCCCCCAUUCUGCAGAGGGAGGUGGACGCCGUCAGUCAGUGGCUGCAACUCGGCACGUGCUACCACGUGAUGCGGGACACGAAAUUCCACGGCGUCUCCAUCAUGGCGGGGAUGUGGGGCGGCUGCAACAGCUGGAAGCCAGACGAGGCUCGGACCGUGCGGGAUACCAUUCUGAAAAACGCCAAGAGGCAUUACGAAGACCAAACUAAUCUCAAUUUCAGACUGUGGCCCAGAAUCCGCAGCAACGUGACCCAGCACGACUCCUACCUCUGCUACAGGUAUCCGGGCUCGCUGCCCUUCCCUUCGGAGCGGUUCAACUUCACCUUCGUUGGCGCGAGGACCUACCGCCAGGAGCACGUCAAGGACAGAGUGUAUGGAGAGUGUCCUGUGGGGUGUAGACCGAAGGGCCAUGAAGACUGGUUGUAUUGUUGAUCUGCGCGUAGGCCGGCUGUGCGGGAAGAAUUUGGAAGUUCAGGAUCUUGUUGGUGUAAGCGGAGGGAUGCGUUGGUGUGACACGAUGGAUCGCCUGUGUACUGCUGUCCUAAAAGGCUUUAUGUGUGUGUGUGUGUGUGUGUGUGUGUGUGUGUGUGUGUGUGUGUGUGUGUGUGUGUGUGUGAGAGAGAGAGAGAGAGAGAGAGAGAGAGAGAGAGAGAGAGAGAGAGAGAGAGAGAGAGAGAGAGAGAGAGAGAGAGAGAGAGAGAGAGAGAGAGAGAGAGGCUUCCGUAAAAUGCCAUUGGAAAUUACUAUAAAGCUUUUAGACUUUUUGUUUAAACGCAGAUCUCUUUCCUCUGCCAAUUCAUCUUAAUAUCAGUACAUUCUGUUUGCAAGUGGAUAUCAUUACAGAAGCUAUAUGAUAGAUUCCAAAAGGAUUUAUAUUUGUCAAUAUUACACUGAUCGAAAGGAUAACAGAAAAUAGCAACUGCUAGAGGAUAUAUGCACGAGAUACUUGUAUUUCAAUAUCAAAUGCAGUGCAUAACAGGAAUAUGUAUGUGUAUGUACGGAUAUACAUAUAUAUAUAUGUGUGUGUGUGUGUGUGUGUGUGUGUAUGUGUGUGUGUGUGUGUGUGUGUGUGUGUGUGUGUGUGUAAACGUGUGUGUGUG
Molecule: messenger RNA, 2043 nt
Organism: Penaeus chinensis
Lineage: Eukaryota; Metazoa; Arthropoda; Malacostraca; Decapoda; Penaeidae
Exons: 6
Coding region: 101-1375 (424 amino acids)
Source: RefSeq, a predicted model, not a curated record